Molecule: messenger RNA, 1268 nt
Organism: Drosophila elegans
Lineage: Eukaryota; Metazoa; Arthropoda; Insecta; Diptera; Drosophilidae
Exons: 2
Coding region: 23-754 (243 amino acids)
Source: RefSeq, a predicted model, not a curated record
ACUAAAGAAAAAUAACAGAAACAUGAUGACUCAAAUUGCUGGAGUAUUUUGCUUCCUUUUGCUUACCUUGGCGAGCUGCCAAGUGAUCCGCUAUGAAGACGGGAUAGAGACAAAUACCACAAAUUACGGACCCGUCUCCAUGGUGGUGGACAAUCUGGCGGAGAUUGCCGUAAAUGUGAGCGACGAAAAUACGGCUCAGUUGGAGGGCAAAAUGAAUCGCACUCGACAGGAUAUAGCCGGAAAUAUCGAGGUCCUGAUCGCCAGUGCCUUGGCCCAGUUAAGUGACGUGAUCUACGAGACCAACCAGUUGUUGGUGGCCAAUCCCGACUGCAAUGCGGCCUGGAGUUUGGAUGAACUCAACGAAAAUGUGACCCACCAACUGAGUGGCUGCACUGGCGAUCUGGGUAAUCUCCUGGAGGACUUCCGCCUGGAGGGUCAGCUGGCCUUGGCAAAAGUCCAGGGAUUCGUCCAGCAGAUUGCCCAGUUGCCGGCCAGGUGCCUGAUGUUGGAGUCUUCGCCACUAAAUCCUUUGGCUUCGGCGGGCAGCAGUGUGUGCUUCAUCAACGCCAUGGCGGAGAUAAACCUUGGAAUGGCCCAGUCCAUGCACGAUGCCUCCCUGCUCCUGGUGCAAACCCAUCAGUCCGCCGAGGAUCAAGUGGAGCAGGCGCAGGAGUGCUGUACCAUUGUGGUCCAGCAGAUCGGCGACUAUCUGCGCGACGAGCAGGAUCAAUGCCAACAGUCAACUUUAACGUAAUCCGUAAUCGAAACGAAUACCAAAACAAAACCCUUCCUGUGAGCAAUAGUCCUGAAAGUGAGUUCAGGCAAAUACAGCCAAUGGCAAAUUUAUGCACCCACAAAGAUGACAGAGGCCGAGGACUCGCCACAUCCUGUUCACUUAUUGCUUAUGCAUGACAUUUAUUUGACAAGUUUUUGAUUGAUUUUACAGCUGCUGCAGCCGAUCUGGUGCAUCUAUCUGCAUACUCGUAGGCACAGUGGAACUUCUCUAUGACGAAUUUUUCUAAAAAAAUUUUAAUUUAUUUAUUUAUCAUAUCCAUAUCUUACCAAAAAUGAUUGUUCCAUAUACAUAACUUCUCACUUUGUUUUUUUAACUGAAACUUCAAUUUUAUCUUAUUUUGUUUUUAAAAGACAACUAUGAGUUUUCAACACAAGGAAAUAAGUCUGUAUGAUUAUUAGACAUUUUGUAGACGAGAGUAAAGUUUUAUAAGGACGUUUUUAAAAGGAAAGUAAAGAAAUUAUUUUAAAAACUA